Molecule: messenger RNA, 864 nt
Organism: Hordeum vulgare subsp. vulgare (domesticated barley)
Lineage: Eukaryota; Viridiplantae; Streptophyta; Magnoliopsida; Poales; Poaceae
Exons: 1
Coding region: 1-714 (237 amino acids)
Molecular function (GO): S-adenosylmethionine-dependent methyltransferase activity
Source: RefSeq, a predicted model, not a curated record
AUGGACAGGCACGUCCGGCGGCUGCUGAACCGCGUGGCGAUCGCCCUGGCGGCCGUGGCCACCGCCGCCCUGCUGCACCUGUUCCGCUCCCCGUCCGCCUCCUGCUUCGGCGGCUCGCUCGCCCAUUCCUCCCUCUCGCUGUCGACGGCGCCCUUGCCCCGCACCUCCUGCGACGCCGCGUCCCGCCGCGUGGUGGACCCCGACACCCGCCUGGCCAAGCUCCGGUCCUCCCCGCGCUGGAAGCGGCACAACGCGGCCCUCUCCGCGUCCGUCAUCGAUCCGCUCCGCCGGCUGCGCCUCCUCGGUAGGUCCUCCCGAGUUCUCUGCCUCGCCGCCGGAGCGGGGCAAGCGGUCGACGCGCUCCGCGUGGCCGGCGUGGGGGACGUCACCGGCGUUGAUCUCGUUGACUUCCCUCCCCUCGUCCGCCGUGCGGACCCGCACAACCUCCCGUUCUUCGACGACGCCUUCGACCUCGUCCUCUCCAGCGACCCGGCGGCCUUCACCGGCGCGCUCUUCCCGUCCAGGUUCGCGUCUGAGAUCGAGCGCACCGUCCGCCGUGGCGGCGCGAUCGCGGUUGCUGUCGACCGGCGCGUCGACCUGAACGUCGUCGCCUCCAUCUUCAGAAAGUCACGCCUCGUCGAUGUGAGGAAUGCUACCUUUGAUGUCUCCGCGACCAGCAUAGUAAUCCUCAGCGCCAACUCGGAGCGCCAUUGAUUCCAUUUGUUUCUUUUGGACAAUAUUUAGGUUCGAUAUCAAAGAGAAGAUUACUUUGGCUAAUAAGAAGAAAAUUGGUUAUUUGCCAUUUUCAAUACAUGAUUUCGCAAAAUUGCCACUUUCAACGUUGGCUUUGCAAAAUUGUCACUC